AGCAGAAGGUCGUCCUCUCGCAGUGCGGGCGCGGCGGCUGCGCCGGGGUCCCCAGGAGGCGGCACGGGGCGUGAAUUCUCUGGGGCGCAGCCAGGCCUGCGCGGGCCCGAGGCUGGAAGAACGGGGGCUCCUGCGUCGCGAUCUUGAAGGAAAGGCGCAUACCUUGAAGGCACUAACACGUCCUACCGUUGUCAACUGCCAGUGAUUUUGCUUCCUAUUACUCUGAGAAGAUAGAAGCACUCAGAAAAGAAUCUUCUACUAGCUUCUGGUACCGCCCACAUGCAUCUGUGGCCCUGUUCCUCUAUUCUUAUGGAAAUCUGUUAAUUCUACUUUUUGAGCACUUAUGAAUAACCACGUAUCUUCAAAACCAUCUACCAUGAAGCUAAAACAGACCAUCAACCCCAUUCUUUUGUAUUUCAUACAUUUUAUAAUAUCACUUUAUACUGUUAUAACAUACAUUCCAUAUUAUUUUUUGUUUGAGACAAGACAAGAAAAAUCAAACCGAAUUAAAGCAAAGCCUGUGAAUUCAAAACCUGAGUCUGCAUACAGAUCUGUUAACAGUUUGGAUGGUUUGGCCUCCGUAUUAUACCCCGGAUGUGAUACACUAGAUAAAGUCUUUAUGUAUGCAAAAAACAAAUUUAAGGACAAAAGACUCUUGGGGACACGUGAAAUUUUAAAUGAGGAAGAUGAAGUACAACCAAAUGGAAAAAUUUUUAAAAAGGUUAUUCUCGGACACUAUAAUUGGCUCUCCUAUGAAGAUGUCUUCGUUAGAGCUCUUAAUUUUGGAAAUGGCUUACAGAUGUUGGGUCAGAAACCAAAGACCAACAUCGCCAUCUUCUGUGAAACCAGGGCCGAAUGGAUGAUUGCUGCACAGGCGUGCUUUAUGUAUAAUUUUCAGCUUGUUACAUUGUAUGCUACUCUAGGAGGUCCGGCUAUUGUUCAUGGAUUGAAUGAAACAGAGGUGACCAACAUCAUUACCAGUAAAGAACUCUUGCAAACAAAGUUGAAGGAUAUAGUUUCUUUAGUCCCACGCCUGCGGCACAUCAUCACUGUGGACGGGAAGCCACCGACCUGGUCCGAAUUCCCCAAGGGCGUCAUCGUGCACACCAUGGCCGCGGUGCAGGCCCUCGGAGCCAAGGCGACCGCAGAAAACAAACCUCAUAGCAAACCAGGGCCCUUAGAUAUUGCAGUAAUCAUGUAUACAAGUGGAUCCACAGGACUUCCAAAGGGAGUCAUGAUCUCCCACAGCAACAUUAUUGCUGGUAUAACUGGGAUGGCGGAAAGGAUUCCAAGGCUGGGAGAGGAAGAUGUUUACAUUGGAUAUCUGCCUCUGGCCCACGUGUUAGAAUUAAGUGCCGAGCUUGUGUGUCUUUCUCACGGAUGCCGCAUCGGCUACUCUUCACCACAGACGUUAGCAGAUCAGUCUUCAAAAAUAAAGAAAGGAAGCAAAGGGGACACAACCAUGUUGAAACCAACACUGAUGGCGGCUGUUCCGGAAAUCAUGGAUCGGAUCUACAAAAAUGUCAUGAAUAAAGUGAAUGAAAUGAGUAGUUUCCAGCGCAAUCUGUUUAUUCUGGCCUAUAAUUACAAAAUGGAGCAGAUUUCAAAAGGGCAUGGCACCCCUCUGUGUGACAGGUUUAUUUUUCGAAAAGUUCGAGGCUUGCUAGGUGGAAACAUUCGGCUUCUGUUGUGUGGAGGCGCUCCACUUUCUGCAACCACACAGCGGUUCAUGAACAUCUGUUUCUGCUGUCCCGUGGGGCAGGGGUACGGACUCACCGAAUCUUCUGGUGCAGGAACGAUUACGGAAGUAUGGGACUACAAUACUGGCCGAGUGGGAGCACCAUUAGUUUGCUGUGAAAUCAAACUGAAGAACUGGGAGGAAGGUGGAUACUUUAAUACCGAUAAACCACACCCCAGGGGUGAAAUUCUUAUUGGCGGUCAAAAUGUGACAAUGGGAUACUACAAAAAUGAAGCAAAAACAAAAGCUGAUUUCUUUGAAGAUGAAAAUGGACAGAGGUGGCUCUGUACUGGAGAUGUCGGGGAGUUUGACCCUGAUGGUUGUUUAAAGAUUAUUGAUCGUAAAAAGGACCUUGUGAAACUCCAGGCAGGAGAAUAUGUUUCUCUUGGGAAGGUAGAGGCAGCUUUGAAGAAUCUCUCACUCAUAGAUAACAUUUGUGCAUACGCAAACAGUUACCACUCCUACGUCAUCGGAUUUGUCGUGCCAAAUCAAAAGGAACUAACGGAACUCGCCCGGAAGAAGGGACUUCAGGGGACGUGGGAGGAGCUGUGCAACAGCUGUGAAAUGGAGAACGAGGUGCUCAAAGUGCUUUCCGAAGCUGCUGUUUCAGCAAGUCUAGAAAAAUUUGAAAUUCCAGUAAAAAUUCGUUUGAGCCCUGAACCGUGGACCCCCGAAACUGGCCUGGUGACAGACGCCUUCAAGCUGAAACGCAAAGAGCUUAAAACACAUUACCAGGCGGACAUUGAGCGGAUGUACGGAAGAAAGUAGUUCUUCUCUCUCAGCACGGUUUGCUACAGGGAGCUCAGAUCAAAUAGGAAAAUACUUGAAGCGCGUGUCUCCAGCUGUGAGGCAAACCCCAUUCUUCGUAUUAAAGCCUAAACUGUUACUUCUCAUGACGUCGCCAUUUUUACUGACAGGAUUAGUAAAACAUUAAGACAGCAAACUGGUGUCUGCCUCUUCUUUCUUGCCCCUUUCCAACCUACCACCUAGGACUGCACUUGUCAGCAUGAGGACUUUCCGAAUCAUUUUGGGGAAUGGUGAUUUUAAAACCUCAAGUUUUUAAACAUGAUUUAUAUGUUCUGUAUAAUGUUGAGUUUGUAACUUUUUAAAGUUUGGAUGUACAGAGGGAUAAAUAGGAAAUAUAAGAAUUGGUUAUUUGGGGGGCUUUUUUACUUACAGUAUUUAAAAAUGCAAGGGUAUGGAUGUGAAAUUAUGUAAAUUCAGACGCUUAUGAAUCAAAUCAUUGUUGAACAAAAGAUUUGUUGCUGUGUAAUUAUUGUCUUGUAUGCAUUUGAGAGAAAUAAAUAUGCCCACACUUAUGUUUUGAGAAAUUGAGACCUUGUGAAUAUAUGCCUGGCAGCGUCUUCUUUAUGUAUUUAUUUUUUAUUAGGGAAACAAUGCAGUUUGGUUGGUGCUGCAUGAAACGAAAUAGCACUAGGGCGUUAGGUUCAGUAGCAAAGAAGAAAACACGGCAGAUGUAGCACCAGUGGAUAAUUAGCGUCCAGUAGGUGAUGCUCAGAAUGUUCGGGGUCUUCUAGGUAGCUUCAAAAAUAGGAAGAUACCUUAGCUGGGUUUUUUUGUUUUUGUUUUUUUUUUUAAGAGUUGGAAGCAAUCCUAGAAAUUGGGGUGGAAUUUAAAACACAAAGCAUAGAAACCUAUCGACCAUAUGUACGCUGAGUUGUCUGUAUUUACAGCACAUCAAUCCUGGGAGAUUAUUCUGUCCACUUCUGGACUUUGAGUCGAGAUGUGUAAUCCUGUCUCAUUGCAAAAUUAGGAUGUUUUUCCUCUUGAUAGUUUGCACUGGUUGUGUGUGUGUGUGUGUGUGCAUGUGUGUGUGUGUGUGUCUGUCGGCAGCUUAUUAAAAAGCACCUUACCCUUCCUGUGAAACAGAAACUGAGAACAUGUAGAAUGCUUCUGAUACUGGCAUUCUGACUAAGAUACAGGAGAAUUUAAUUCACUUUAUACCGAGGUGACUUAAGAUUUAAUUUGUAGGUGUUUUAUGUUACUGUAGGAGUUAUUUAUGAUUCCAAAAACACUGCUUGUAUGAUAACAUAGUAAGUCUUUUCGUGUGUGUUGCUUGCCUAGUGUUAUUUGAGCAUUUAUCAAGAGUAAUAUUGCACCAACGAAGGAAGAGGUGUUCAAGACUUAAAAAAACAUAGGUACCAUGUUUUGUUUUUUUUUUUUAAUGUUAUAUUGGUUAUUUUCUUGUUUCUCAGUUACUUUAGGCAUCAAAGAAAAAAGAAGAAAAAGUUCUGAAUGUAGAUCUGUGUAGCAUAGUGGGAAUGUUGAGACCCAGGGCCAUGUAGCUUUUGGUCAUGUCACAUACACGUCAUGUUUGGAGAUACUGCAAUACGGUGUUGUGUUUUGAACUUUUUUCUUGUAUUUGUGUCUAUUUGUGUUAUGUUUGGAGUGCAUUUCUCCUUGUCAUAGUUUAAAUUUUCAUAAAGUUUGGGAAAAUUGCCAAGAAGUUAGACCAUGAAAGAAAUGAAAUGGAACAUAUCAGGGUGUUGGGAAUCUAAAAAUGAAAGUCAGGGUGGGUGGAGAAUUUGUUUCUGAUGCUUGAUCUUUAGUAUUAUUAUUUGCUUUCAAAUGACUUGAAGUUGUAUUUAGAAAAAAAGGUUCAGUGCUUCAGAGGAGAGAGAACAAUAUAAUUGUGACUUGAAACAGCUUCAGGUGACUGUGCAGCUUACCCCUGAUUCAGAAUAAAAGUUGUUUCUUUUCGGAAGCAUC
Acinonyx jubatus (cheetah) is the source of this 4468-nucleotide messenger RNA. RefSeq names its product acyl-CoA synthetase long chain family member 3 (gene ACSL3). Bases 344 to 2506 code for a protein of 720 amino acids. Gene Ontology annotation, biological process: long-chain fatty-acyl-CoA metabolic process; long-chain fatty acid metabolic process; neuron differentiation. Gene Ontology annotation, molecular function: long-chain fatty acid-CoA ligase activity. The transcript has 17 exons. Gene Ontology annotation, cellular component: lipid droplet; endoplasmic reticulum; plasma membrane. The record is from RefSeq and is a predicted model, not a curated record. Lineage: Eukaryota; Metazoa; Chordata; Mammalia; Carnivora; Felidae.